Messenger RNA from Laetiporus sulphureus 93-53, 1413 nucleotides. RefSeq lists its product as uncharacterized. The transcript has 2 exons. The record is from RefSeq and is a predicted model, not a curated record. Lineage: Eukaryota; Fungi; Basidiomycota; Agaricomycetes; Polyporales; Laetiporaceae. Bases 1 to 1413 code for a protein of 470 amino acids.
AUGAGGUUGAUCGAUGCGGCCGCAGCCGACGUCUCUCCAUCGACCGGCGUAAGCACCUCCGAAAAUAUCAAGGCGGCUUACAACGCCGUCCAUGCCGGCAGACCAGCGCUGAACUAUGGGCCUCCUACCUCGAUCUUUAGCCCCCAAUUGGCUCGGCUGAGUGAUCGCCUCCAGAAUCUCCACAGUGUGGAGCCCAGCGCGUUAUACCUAAAGCAUAGCCAUGAGUAUAUCGUGCACGCAACCGAUUUCUACGGGAAGGAGAUGGAUCGGGAGACAAACCUCAAAACCACUAUCGACGACAUCUUGGGAGCGGAGGGCCAGUGGCAGCAUCAGUUUGCCAACAAGAAAGCCAAGCCCGACGCUACCUGGGGUAUGCCUAUUUAUAUUGUAUACGAAGGCAAGAACGAGAACGGCCAGGGCGACGCAUCGCUUCAGGGCAUCCUUGUGUAUAGGAAGAUGUUGACAUUACCUGACUACCGGGCCGUCAUGCAGUAUUCCAAUUGCCCUAUCAUUCUGAUCGGCACGAUGGCAAACCGCCUCGAGAUCUCCGCUGCGAUCUUCACGGACGGCAUAUAUGCUGACAAGUUGGUCUCGCUAGACCUUCUUCUCGGUUUCGAUGGCGAGGAGAACGUCCUGCGGCUCGCGCGUAUACUCCAUGUUCUCGCUAUCUCCGCGCAGGAGAUUUGCGCACAUUAUGAGGAGGCGCGUAAUAACCCACCAUCGGAUCUGAUCGCAGUCGUCCUCCCAGACCCGACGCCUGUUUUAGGGGAGACCCUGCCGAAAAUGACAUUCAAGAGCAAGCUCUCCCGCUCCAACAAGGCUCUUGAUAUUGUAAAAACUGACGCAGAGCGUUGUCACGGCCUCUACCUCGCGACUAUGCCGCAACCGCCUCCCGUUGGCUCGAAUCCGUCGUCAGAGGCUCUGAGAGAGGUUGUGGUCAAGUUCACCAAGCGCUACAACCCGGAAGCCCAUCGCUUGCUUGCUGCGGAGGGUCUGGCUCCAGCCCUCCAUGCAUGCUCUCAGGUUCUCGGUGGCCUAUACAUGGUCGUGAUGGACCGCAUCCGUGAUGGACAGCCUCUCGAGCUCUGUCGGAAUCGUAUCUCGCAGACCGUAUAUGAUGACGUGAAGAAAGCCAUGUCGCUACUUCACGCCGAGAACAUCGUCUUCGGUGACUUGCGCCUACCGAACAUAAUGUUGUUGCCUUCUGGGCGUGCAAUGCUAGUCGACUUCGAUUGGGCAGAUGCAGAUGGCAAGGGGAGGUAUUCAAGCAUGCUCAACGACAGUCUAGUUGAUCAUUGGGCGCCUGGUGUCCAACGAAGGGCGAUUAUGACCAAAGAACACGAUAUCUUCAUGCUGGAAAGGCUGAAAGAUGCUGCUAAUAUGUUAAUGCCGCGCUCAGGUGCCAUGGUAUAA